Messenger RNA from Orbilia oligospora ATCC 24927, 372 nucleotides. RefSeq lists its product as uncharacterized. The transcript has a single exon. The record is from RefSeq and is a predicted model, not a curated record. NCBI's taxonomy places the organism in Eukaryota, Fungi, Ascomycota, Orbiliomycetes, Orbiliales, Orbiliaceae. Bases 1 to 372 code for a protein of 123 amino acids.
AUGAAGGAGAUCUCAAACGAAGGUCACCUUUACACGGUCUACGAACGACAUUCCGUACGAGAUAAUUACGAUACGGAACGCCGCCCUCGCGGGUAUAUUGAGGAAAUACCCUCACGCUCGGGUAGUGACAGAAACAAUGAGGAGGGGGAUGCGGAGUACGAAGUAGAAGUGGAGGAGCCCAUGGAUGAAAGCCCGCACCUCUCUCAGAGCCCAAGAGAUGGAGGCUCAUAUAGCGGCGGCUACCUAUCCUCUAACACCUAUUCGGACCCGCCUCCCGCUCCUAGGAGCCCCGCCAACUAUAACCCAUCUUACAACUCACGCUACUGUGAGUAUGAAUACGAAUACGCCAGAUGGUAUUCUAGGUGGUCAUAG